AUGAUUAUUCAUGCUGUAUUGGAUUUAGUGUCACCGUGGAGUUACAUUACAGGUUUAUACAAAAUUCAAUUCUUGGAUUUCGCAGUAUUUUUUGUGGGGGUAGUUUUCACCUUCUUCACCACCAUUGAAAAUGAUGCAGGUGCAAAAGAGGACGAAAAUGAGAAAGCACCAAGAUUACGUGCUGUUAUAUUGGACUUUGCGGGUGUCAAUUUGAAUAAAUAUGCAGCACAUCAUGUUGAAUUUCAUUUCGCCAACAUUGCAAAUGAGGAUAUUCAGAAUGCUCUCUUGCUCAUUGGAUUUGGAUCAUUAGAACCAUCAGCGUCAAAACUUGAGCCUCAUGGUGUGGAUGCUACCGCAAUGUCUGAAAAAUCAAAUACAACCGCUGCUAAAAAUGAAGAAUCUAAUGAAAAAACACAACAUGCAACUACAACUGUAAAGAAAUUCUUUCAUUUAUCAUUAGAAGUGACUGUUAGUGCUGCUACAAAUUCUGAAUGUAAUUAA
Messenger RNA from Ambispora gerdemannii, 501 nucleotides. The record is from the annotation of a GenBank genome assembly. Lineage: Eukaryota; Fungi; Glomeromycota; Glomeromycetes; Archaeosporales; Ambisporaceae.